AUGAAAACAUGUGUCGUCUCGCUUCGUCAGGACCCUGAAUGUGGAUUGUGGGAGAGGCUUGUUCUCUAUAAAAUAUGGACUUCCCAAAAGCUCCGCUCUGUGGUGUCUGUGGGGUCGCUUUCGGUUUUUCUCGCUCUGGUUGUUAAAUGUGUUGACUGGGAGACUGAACCUGGUAGUGACAGACCGUCUGCGUCCUUCAUUCAUUUUCUAUCCAGCUGCGCGGGGGAGCUAUUGCUAACUUUGUGGCAUGUUAUCUCGCCCGUUUUUACCCUUGCAUGUGCCUUCUUCUGGGUCGGGCUGUAUCUAAUCCGGUGUGGGAUAUGCAUUAAAACUUCUCUCUUCCUUCUCACCGUGUGCCACUUGGGCGAAGCCGCGGCGCGCUGCUUGUUUGACGGGGCGAAUGGUCAGACGUUCUCCCUUGCGUCUGCCGUGGUGGUGCUCGCCUGCUUGGCAAGCAGCGCACUCAUGGUGCUUAGACUCAAACAGGGGGUCUCCGUCAUCAUUUUCAUCAGUGUCCUCAGGACUAUUUCACUGAUAUCUCUGAACAAAGUACGCGGAGCCUGGAGACCUUACUUGGCAUACCUGGUCGGAGUGCUUGGAAUCUUACUAGCGAGGUAUGCUGACAAGGUAUUUCCGAAAGAAGGGAUUCACAGGGAGGGUUGUACCUCCGUGACUGGGUCGAAGGAAGAGGUCCCUGUAUUUAAAAGGCGAAGGAGGUCCAGCUCUGUAAUAUCCUCAGACAUGGCUCACAGUCAGUCCAACAGCAAGUCACACAGGAGGACUUCAUUGCCAUGCUUACAAAGAGACCAGAUCCUUUCCCACUCGGAAUGGGAGCACAAGCGGGGCUCCAGAGGAUCCCAGUCCUCGGGCAGCAGUGUGACGGUGGACAUCGGCGUGAUGGGGGAGGCCCACGGCAUGAUCACGGACCUACUCGCCGACCCGUCGCUGCCGCCCAACACCUGCAGCUCCCUGCGGGCCGUCAGCAACCUGCUCAGCACGCAGCUCACCUUCCAGCCACUGCACCGGCCGCGACUCAGUCAGCUGGCCCUGCCCACCGGCGAUGCCCACGCCUGCUCCGACUCUGAGGAGGGCACGGAGAAGAGCGAGAAGCUCUCCAUUCCAAAACGCCUGAAGCGUAGUUUACCCCCCGGUCUGCUGCGGAAGAUCUCGUCCACCUGGACCACCACCACUUCGGCCACAGGGCUGCCCACCAUUGAGCCGGCGCCAGUGAGGCGAGACCGCAGCGCCACAGUCGUGCUGAAAGACAGCCCUGCGUCCGAUGAUCCAGUGGUGGCGUUGUCUGACUAUGAGAGCAUGGCGGAGGCCAACCACAGUGACAGCAGUGACCAGGGCCACAGUGAGGAGCCGCCCGACGGGGCCCAGAGAGCCACGGACACCCCCGACAGCUGCAGGAGCCACCGCUCCCAGAGCCUCAUCCUGCACCCUCUCAUCCCCGCAGAGGACAAGCCCAUCUUGGCUCCGGAGCCUCUGGUGAUGGAGGGCCUGGAGUCGCUGAUGAGUCAGAUCAACAACUGGAACUUCCCCAUCUUCAGCACGGUGGAGAAGACCCAGGGCAGGAGCGGCCGCAUCCUCAGUCAGAUCUCCUAUAGGCUGUUUGAGGACACGGGGCUCUUUGAGAUCUUCAAGAUUCCGGUGCCAGAGUUCAUGAAUUACUUCCAUGCCCUGGAGAGUGGCUACAGAGACAUCCCCUACCACAACCGGAUCCAUGCCACAGACGUGCUGCAUGCUGUGUGGUACCUCACCACGCAGCCCGUGCCUGGCCUGCCCAGCCUCCUCCCUGACCACAGCUCUGCCAGCGACUCUGACUCGGACAGCGGCAUCACCCACAGCCACAUGGGCUACUUGCUGUCGAAGACCUACCCGGCCUCGGAGGAGGGCUACGGGUGCCUCUCGGGCCUCAUCCCCGCGCUGGAGCUGAUGGCGCUGUACGUGGCGGCGGCCAUGCAUGACUACGACCACCCCGGCAGGACCAACGCCUUCCUGGUGGCCACCAGUGCCCCCCAGGCUGUACUGUACAAUGACCGCUCUGUUUUGGAGAACCAUCACGCUGCAGCCGCCUGGAACCUCUUCCUGUCCCAAUCUGAGUACAACUUCCUGGGGAACCUCAACCAUGUGGAUUUCAAGCGCUUUCGCUUCCUGGUCAUCGAGGCCAUCCUCGCCACUGAUCUGAAGAAGCACUUUGACUUCCUGGCUGAGUUCAAUGCCAAGGUGGGCCAUGAUGUAGGCACAGGUAUCAAUUGGUCCAAUGAGAAUGACAGACUCCUGGUUUGCCAAAUGUGCAUCAAGUUAGCUGACAUCAAUGGGCCUCUCAAGUGUAAGGACCUUCAUCUGCAGUGGACGCAAGGAAUCGUCAACGAGUUCUACGAACAGGGUGAUGAAGAGUCCAGCCUGGGUCUCCCCAUCAGCCCCUUCAUGGACCGCUCCGCCCCCCAGCUGGCCAAGCUGCAGGAGUCCUUCAUCACGCACAUCGUGGGGCCGCUCUGCAGCUCGUACGACUCCGCCGCCCUCAUACCAGGCCGCUGGGUGGCGCCCCCAGGAGGCGGGGGGAAGGAGUGCGGGGACGGCGGGCCAGAGGCCGAGGUUCCGGCCGAGGAGGAGGAGGAGGAGGACACGGCGGAGGAGGAGGAGGAAGAGGAAGACAGCCCGGGCCCUAAGAAGAAGAAGAAGAAGAAGAAGCAGUGCCGAAAAGUGUUCUGUCAGAUCACCCACCACCUGCUGGAGAACCACGAGAUGUGGAAGAAGGUGAUCGCUGAGGAGGAGCAGAAGAAGGAGGAGGAGGAGCACGCCAACGAUGUGCCGCUCCUCAACAACCCCGCUGAGCCAAUCACCGAGGAGGAGGAGGAGCUCGGGAGCAAGGAGGAGCCCGCCGAGGGGGAAGAGGGCCUCACCAGCCCGGAGGAGGAGGAGGAGGAGGAGGAGGAGGAGGCCGCCGACUCGCUACAGCCAGAGGAGGAGACUGCCGUCGUGGAGGAAGAGGAGGAGGAGGUGCGGUCCGAGGCACCGGAGGAGUGA
Sardina pilchardus (European sardine) is the source of this 3033-nucleotide messenger RNA. RefSeq names its product cGMP-inhibited 3',5'-cyclic phosphodiesterase 3A-like. The transcript is spliced from 14 exons. NCBI's taxonomy places the organism in Eukaryota, Metazoa, Chordata, Actinopteri, Clupeiformes, Clupeidae. Gene Ontology annotation, molecular function: calmodulin-activated 3',5'-cyclic-GMP phosphodiesterase activity. Gene Ontology annotation, biological process: positive regulation of oocyte development; oocyte maturation. Gene Ontology annotation, cellular component: cytosol. Bases 1 to 3033 code for a protein of 1010 amino acids. The record is from RefSeq and is a predicted model, not a curated record.